GCACCAGCUAGCUCAGACGCUUAAAUGCAGCCGGGCGGCACUGCAACACAUCCACGGCAUUAACAACAAGAUGCUUUUAAACUUUUAACCAUUUCUGCCCCUCCAGUGCUUCUCAGCCUGAGGAUACUGGUAUGGUUUCGGAGAAUGGACGACGUGUCGGUUAGAGAGCAACUUUUCCACAACCGUGUCCGGGAGACCAUAAUCUGUGUUCUCCUGUUUACAUGCCUUUACAUGGUGUCCUACCUCAUACUUACUCAUUUCAAGAAGACUGCCGAGUUUGUCACAGAGGACAUUGAAGAUGCCACCGUCAACAAAAUUGCACUGUGGCUGUGUACAUUCACCCUGUCUGUUGCCGUGUGUGCUGUGCUCCUUCUCCCCAUCUCCAUUCUGUCCAAUGAGGUGCUGCUCACCUUCCCACAGAGCUACUACAUGCAGUGGCUCAACGGAUCUCUUAUCCACGGAUUGUGGAACCUAGUUUUCCUUUUCUCCAAUUUGUCCCUGGUCUUCCUCAUGCCUUUUGCCUACUUCUUCACGGAGUCUGAGGGAUUUGCAGGUUCCAGAAAGGGGGUUAUGGCACGGGUGUAUGAAGCAGUUGUGCUACUGUUGCUGUUGGCUCUGCUUGUGCUGGGCAUUGUGUGGGUGGCAUCAGCCCUCCUCCACGACAACAUAGCCAGGAAGAGCCUCUACGACCUGUGGGAGUAUUACCUUCCCUACCUGUACUCGGGCAUCUCUCUGUUUGGAGUGUUAAUGCUUUUGUUGUGCACUCCCUUUGGGUUGUCCCGAAUGUUUAGUGUAACUGGCAGCCUGCUGGUCAAACCGCGGCUGUUUGAAGAUGUAGAAGACACUUUGAGCUGCACUUCAUUUGAGGAAGAUUCACUCUCCAGGAAACUGAACUGUGGCGGUACGACGUCAUGUUGGGUCAGGCUGAACAUGGAGGCGAUGAAAAAAGAGUACCAAACAGUCCGCAGCAAACGCAUCGCUCUGGAAAUGCGUAGGAAAGCAUCCCCAUGGCAGCGAAACUUGGGCUAUCCACUCGCCAUGCUCAUGCUCCUCGCAUUGACGGUGAUGUGUGUACUGAUGGUCUGUUUCAACGUGUUGGAGUUGCUCCUGGAUGAGACCGCUAUGCCCAGAGGAAUGGAGGACCCUCACCUGGGGAUGGCAUCAUUCUCCAUGUUUGGCUCACUGGGCGCUGCGGUUCAAGUCGUCCUUAUCCUCUAUCUGAUGGUGUCCUCAGUGGUGGGCUUCUAUAGUUCUCCUCUCUUCACCGGCCUCCUUCCUCGAGUACAGGACACCAACCUCACACAGAUAAUUGCAAACUGUGUUUCACUGCUUAUCCUGAGCUCAGCACUGCCCGUCUUCUCACGCACACUUGGGAUCACCCGCUUCGAUCUACUGGGAGACUUUGGUCGGUACAACUGGCUCGGGAACUUCUACAUCGUUUUCCUGUACAACAUGAUGUUUGCUGGUCUCACUUCUGCCUCCCUGAUCAAGACAGUCACCUGGGCAGUGCAGAGAGAGCUCAUCCGUGCCUUUGGUCUCCACAGACUGCCUUUAACUGUGUCACGCUCCACCGUCCCCUUCAGACUCCUCCUGGCCAGCGGACUGUCUAAAAUCCAGUGACUUUUCCUCCUCGCCACCCUAACCUUUAGAAACUGAGCCAGUUCAAAUAUGCACCUUCUGGAUUAAAGGCAUUUGCAAUUCGGUCUCUUUGCCAGUUGGAGCGUGGGUCAGGUCGCCCUGUGCGAAGAGACCAGAAAAGGUGACAAGUCAGUCUGGUCUGUGUGCUGUUGGAGUUCUGCUUAAAGCAGCGUUUAAUAAUCAGGGUCCAAUUUUGUGCAGUUAUUUGACUGCGAGGACUGCGAGGUUAGCUGAGUCAUGGUUAUGACUGGAACUAGGGGAAAAGGGAUGUAAGCCAGUCCUGCCACAGUGGACAGUAAGAGAGCAAUCCCCUCCACAAACGUGAUUCCUCAUGAAAAGAGGAUCCAGUGGAUAGCCGUUGUUCUGUUGGCACAUGUAGAAGUCAGCAGAGUUAUUUUGAAAUAUUACAUUGCAACUGUGACGUAAUUUCCUCUUCCUGCUCCAGGGCAAUUGAGCGCUCCCUCUUUCUCUGUGACUUCCCCAUGCUUUCCCCUCUUUGGUCUUACCACUAUUUUAAGAUUGGGAAUCUUACUUCCACUUGUGUUUAGUCCAGGUUGCACCAGUGUUAUGUUAGUAAGUUGUUAGUGGAAGCAAGUAGGAUGCAGAGUACCUUGUCUGUUUAUGGAUCUUCAGGUUACACAGGGAAUAUGGGUGAGGUCAUAAUCUCAGUGUUGGAGCUCUUUUGGGAACGUAGUUUACAAGAAGAAUUAGAAGCAUUUUCUGAUCCAUCAUUAAACAGGGUUUUUGUAGAUGACAGUAAGCUUACUGAGUCUGACUCAUUGAUUUACACAAAAACACUAAAAAAGAAAGCUUUACACUUUGUCUUAUAUAAGACUUAUGAAUGCCAUGUGACACUCACUAGGAGGAACUUCUGCCUUUGACCAAUCAAACUGUGAAUUAUUAAGAAUUUAUGUGGGGAAGUGCAAUAUUUUAUAGGUAGACGCACACUUUUUAACUUUACCAAAAGUGAUUUUCGAAAUUGGGAUUUUCAUCUCAUUCCUCUUUGUUGGACAUCGAGUGAAAGUUUAGAAUAAUCUCAGAAAGCGAAUGUGACCAUCAAUCCUUGCAAUCUUUCCCGGUGUCCGUUUUUAUAUUUUGAUAAUUCUAUAAUGUUUAUCAGCUGUAUCUCAUCGUCUUCAAUGUGUUGGUGAUCCUGUGUCACCGUUUGUCUUUGCUGCUGUAUCAGCAGGUUAUUAGCUGUUGGUUUGACCAGCAGGGGACAGUGUCUCUCAAACACACCACCCACUGUGUUGUGUGAGACUCUCUCUGGUUAGGUAUUAUAUGUAUUAUAUAUCUGGAGCACUCUGAGGUUUACUCAUUUCACAUUAUUCUGGGAAUUUUCUUUUGGUUCUUGGGAACAUAAAGUUUGUAAUG
Molecule: messenger RNA, 3012 nt
Organism: Plectropomus leopardus (leopard coralgrouper)
Lineage: Eukaryota; Metazoa; Chordata; Actinopteri; Perciformes; Serranidae
Gene: lmbr1l
Product: limb development membrane protein 1-like
Biological process (GO): receptor-mediated endocytosis; signal transduction
Cellular component (GO): plasma membrane
Molecular function (GO): transmembrane signaling receptor activity
Source: RefSeq, a predicted model, not a curated record